AUGAGGGAACUCUCAGGUCGCAGCGAAUCUAUAUUCGUUGUCACGGUGGUUUUUUUGGGAGUCUCCUUCGUCACAGUGUGUCUACGAUGUUUCGUCCGUCUGCGCUUAGUGCGAGCAUUCGGGUGGGAUGACACUCUAAUGGUUGCCGCGAUGGGCCUGAAUAUCUUGUUCGCAUUGUGUGGAAUAACAGGCUCAUUAUAUGGCAUGGGCCAGAAACUGGGAGACCUAGAACUCAAGGAGAUUGAAACUGCCAUGUUUUGGUGGUGGCUAGGCCAACUCAGCUAUGUCUUCACCUGCGCCGUUGCCAAAAUAUCAAUCGCGCUGGCGCUCCUCCGUCUCACAGUCGCCAAACUCCACAAAAUCCUCCUGUGGCUCGUCAUUGCCGUAACCGUGGUGGUGGGACUCGUGUUCUGGUUCAUGUUGACCCUGCAAUGCCAACCGGUCCAUCAUUUUUGGAAGCGGUUGUCCACCAAGGGUCAUUGUUUGAAGACGGACUAUCUCAUCGACAUCGCCUAUGUCUACAGUGUCACCGCCUGUCUUUGUGACCUUACCCUGGGCCUCUUGCCCAUCGCACUGGUGUGGACUUUGCAAAUGACUCGAAAGACUAAAGUUGCUUUGGCGUUUAUCUUGAGUCUGGGCUGCAUUGCCAGCGCCGCUGUCAUCGUCCGUAUCCCUUAUCUCCAUAAUUAUAAGGACCCCGAGUUCCUCUACGCUACAUCCGAGAUCUCCGUAUGGUCCAACAUCGAAGCCGGGCUAGGAAUCACAGCCGGAAGCCUCGUCACCCUCCGUCCACUAUUCCGCUGGUUCCGCGGAACCUCCUACGGGGGCACCCACAGCGCGAAGAAGUCAGGCACCUUCCCCCUGUCCAGCAUGACCGGCAACGGAACUUUCCAGUCCAAGCACGAUCGAAACGCCCCGAGCUAUUGGAGGCCGGACAUCGACCGUGGCGAACACCAUGGCGUGGUCACGACGGUGGCGACCUCCCGGGGGAGCACCAACAGUAGCCAGGAGAACUUGAAUCCCCAGCAGAACUCGAUGGCUGGCGGGGUCAAUGUACACAAAUCGGCGAAACUCGUGGAGGAUCCUCAGAUCAAACAUGCGUCCCUCCACAAUCCCCUGCCUGUCCAGGUGCACACCUAUGUCUGGCCGUUCCUAGUCAUCUGGCCCGCGUUUCUCGCCUUCUACCUCUCCCCUGAGCGCUACGAUCGAUAUAUCCAAGGUCAAGAAUGGACGUUUGUGUGGGUGGCAACGAUCAUCACGGCCCAGUCACUGUUGUGGUUGAUGACGAAAUGGAACAUCAACAUUGAAACUCUCUUCACGGCCAAAGAGGCCAAGUCCCUGGACUCGGCCCAGCUCAUUAAGGUCAUCCCCGGCGCCAACGCCGGUUCUGCCGAGAUCUGCCCGAUAAUUCGCGAGUCGCUGGGUGGGAAAAGGACGGUCUCGUUCUUGUUCCAGAAGCGCCGUUUCCUUUUCUACCCGGACCGCGGGUGCUUCGCGCCCCUGUCGUAUGUCAUUGACGAGGAGCCAAGACCCGCCGUCAAAACCUUCCAGGACAGCCAAGGCCUGAGCUCCAAAGCUGAAGUUGAGCGCAUCCAGCACCAUUACGGCGACAAUACGUUUGAUAUUCCCGUCCCCGGUUUCAUCGAACUGUGGAAAGAACAUGCCGUGGCGCCUUUCUUCGUUUUCCAGAUCUUCUGCGUUGGGCUGUGGAUGCUUGAUGAAUACUGGUACUACUCCUUGUUCACGCUCUUUAUGCUUGUCGCCUUUGAGAGCACUGUGGUAUGGCAGCGCCAGAGGACUUUGAGCGAAUUCCGUGGAAUGAACAUUAAGCCUUAUGAUGUUUGGGUAUAUCGCGAGAAGAAGUGGGUGGAAAUCACCAGUGACAAGCUGCUUCCCGGUGAUGUCAUGUCCGUCAACCGGACCAAGGAGGAUGGCGGUGUCGCUUGCGACAUCCUUCUUCUUGAAGGCAGUACUAUCGUUAACGAAGCUAUGCUGUCUGGUGAAAGCACGCCCCUUUUGAAGGAAUCUAUCCAGCUUAGACCCGGAGAUGACUUGCUUGAUCCGGAAGGACUAGACAAGAAUGCUUUUGUACACGGAGGUACCAAGGUUCUGCAGGUCACUCACCCGAGUACCAGCAUGGAGGGGCCGGAUAACACCCUGCGCACAGGGAAGGUUUCUUCUCCUCCGGAUAAUGGCGCUAUUGGUAUUGUGGUGAAGACUGGCUUCGAAACGAGCCAAGGGAGCCUUGUCCGUACCAUGAUUUACUCCACGGAACGCGUGUCUGCCAACAACGCUGAGGCCUUGCUUUUCAUCCUCUUCCUUCUCAUGUUCGCCCUCGCUGCUGCGUGGUAUGUCUGGAAAGAGGGUGUCGCAAAGGACCGCAAGAGAUCGAAGCUCCUCUUGGACUGUAUCCUGAUCGUCACCAGUGUCGUUCCUCCGGAGCUUCCUAUGGAACUGAGUCUUGCGGUCAACACCAGUCUGGCUGCGCUGAGCAAGUUUGCCAUUUUCUGCACGGAGCCGUUCCGCAUUCCGUACGCCGGACGCGUUGAUGUUGCCUGUUUCGAUAAGACCGGUACCCUGACCGGUGAGGAUCUCGUCGUCGAUGGUAUCGCCGGCCUUAACUUGGGUCAUCGGGGCGCCAGCAUCGAGAAGGACGGCGCUCACGUCGACCUGGCCAAGGGCGGCAAUGUUAGACUUGACACCACGCUUGUUCUUGCGAGUGCCCACGCUCUGGUGAAGCUCGAUGAAGGCGAAGUUGUCGGUGACCCUAUGGAGAAGGCGACCUUGCAAUGGCUUGGCUGGACUCUGGGUAAAAACGAUACCCUUACCUGCAAGAACGCACAGGCUGCAGCUCGUCUCCCUGUCGAGUCGGUUCAGGUCAAGCGCCGUUUCCAAUUUUCUUCCGCUCUGAAACGCCAAAGUACUAUCGCUACGAUUGUCUCUAGUGACGGCAAGAACUCCAAGAAGGUCAAGUCUACUUUCGUUGGUGUCAAGGGUGCUCCUGAGACUAUCAGAGCCAUGCUUACGAACACUCCUCCCCAUUACGAAGAGACUUACAAGCACUUCACUCGUAACGGUGCUCGUGUCCUUGCCCUGGCAUCCAAGUAUCUUUCCACCGAAGCCGAACUGUCCCAAGGUCGUAUCAACAACUACGUCAGAGAAGAAGUUGAGUCUGACUUGACUUUUGCUGGCUUCCUGGUUUUGCAAUGCCCUUUGAAGGACGAUGCUAUCAAGUCCGUGCGUAUGCUCAAUGAGAGCAGCCAUCGUGUUGUCAUGAUCACCGGUGACAACCCUCUUACUGCCGUCCAUGUCGCGCGCCAAGUUGAAAUCGUUGACCGCGAGUGCCUUAUUCUUGACGCCCCCGAGAACGAUACAUCAGGGACAAGGAUCGUCUGGCGAAGCAUCGAUGACAAAUUCAACCGCGAUGUCGAUCCCACUAAAGAUCUGGAUGCCGAGAUCUUGGAAACCAAGGAUAUCUGUAUCACGGGCUAUGCGCUAGCGAAGUUCAAGGGCCAAAGGGCAUUCGCCAACCUUCUCCGUCAUACCUGGGUUUAUGCACGUGUAUCCCCGAAGCAGAAGGAGGACAUUCUGCUUGGCCUCAAGGAUGCCGGUUAUACGACUCUGAUGUGUGGUGACGGUACCAACGAUGUUGGAGCUUUGAAACAGGCCCAUAUCGGUGUUGCCCUUCUUAACGGAUCUACUGACGAUCUCCAAAAGAUUGCCGAGCACUACCGCAACACUAAGAUGAAGGAGAUCUAUGAGAAACAGGUCAACAUGAUGGCCCGCUUCAACCAGCCUUCUCCGCCCGUUCCCGCCCAGAUUGCACACCUGUAUCCCCCCGGACCCACCAACCCGCAUUACCAGAAGGCCAUUGAACGCGAAGCCACGAAGAAGGGCGCUGCCGCCGUGGCCCAGGCCCAGGCCCAGGCCCAGGUCGAAGGAACCAUUACUUCCCCCGGUGCCCAAGCACUGCAGCAGUCUAAUUCGAACUUGACCCCCCAGCAGCAGCGCCAGCAACAGGCUUCCCAGGCCGCUGCUGGUUUUGCCGACAAGCUCACGUCUUCGAUGAUGGAACAGGAACUGGAUGAUAGUGAGCCUCCCACCAUCAAGCUGGGAGAUGCGUCCGUCGCUGCGCCGUUCACUAGCAAGCUGGCCAAUGUGAUUGCCAUUCCCAACAUUAUCCGCCAAGGUCGCUGCACCCUUGUUGCCACCAUCCAGAUGUACAAGAUUCUCGCCUUGAACUGCCUGAUCAGUGCCUACAGUUUGAGUGUGAUCUAUCUCGACGGAAUCAAGUUUGGAGACGGCCAGGUUACUAUCAGUGGUAUGCUGAUGAGCGUCUGCUUCCUUUCCAUUUCUCGUGCCAAGUCUGUCGAGGGAUUGUCUAAGGAACGCCCUCAGCCCAACAUCUUCAACGUAUACAUCAUUGGAUCCGUGCUUGGCCAGUUUGCCAUUCACAUUGCUACUCUGAUCUACCUGUCGAACUAUGUGUACUCCAUUGAACCGAGAUCAUCCGACAUUGAUCUGGAGGGUGAAUUCGAGCCGUCGCUUCUCAACAGCGCCAUCUAUCUCCUCCAGCUUAUCCAGCAGAUUUCCACCUUCUCGAUCAACUACCAGGGCCGUCCCUUCAGAGAGUCUAUCCGCGAGAACAGGGCCAUGUACUGGGGCCUGAUCAUGGCAUCGGGUGUUGCUUUCUCCUGCGCCACGGAGUUCGUGCCUGAGAUCAACGAGAAGCUCCGUCUUGUUCCCUUCAGCAACGAGUUCAAGAUCACGCUCACCGUCCUGAUGGCACUCGACUACGGCGGAUGCUGGCUCAUCGAGAACGCUCUGAAGUCCCUGUUCAGCGACUUCCGCCCCAAGGACAUCGCUGUGCGCCGUCCCGACCAGCUCGAGCGGGAAACCACCCGCAAGGCCAAGGAGAACCCGGAGCAACUGGCGGCAAGUGGAUAA
This is a messenger RNA of Aspergillus campestris IBT 28561, 4947 nucleotides long. Its product is annotated as ion-transporting P-type ATPase SPF1. Gene Ontology annotation, cellular component: endoplasmic reticulum membrane. Bases 1 to 4947 code for a protein of 1648 amino acids. NCBI's taxonomy places the organism in Eukaryota, Fungi, Ascomycota, Eurotiomycetes, Eurotiales, Aspergillaceae. Gene Ontology annotation, molecular function: P-type ion transporter activity; ATP binding; ATP hydrolysis activity. The transcript is spliced from 8 exons. Gene Ontology annotation, biological process: intracellular calcium ion homeostasis. The record is from RefSeq and is a predicted model, not a curated record.